This is a messenger RNA of Dermacentor silvarum, 1577 nucleotides long. RefSeq names its product membrane-associated tyrosine- and threonine-specific cdc2-inhibitory kinase. Bases 1 to 1311 code for a protein of 436 amino acids. Gene Ontology annotation, molecular function: ATP binding; protein kinase activity. The record is from RefSeq and is a predicted model, not a curated record. The transcript is spliced from 12 exons. Lineage: Eukaryota; Metazoa; Arthropoda; Arachnida; Ixodida; Ixodidae. Gene Ontology annotation, biological process: protein phosphorylation.
AUGCCGUUCAGGUGUUGUGUGCCGGCGGGCUGUUCCAGCUACAAAGGCACUGCCGAAAAGGUAUCGCUGUUUCGCAUGCUGAGUAUUCGUGAGCACUUCGAGAAUUGGAAGCGAGCCAUACCACAGCAAGAAACGGAUGAUUUCAGCUUCGAGUCCAAGCAUGAUAGCCAAGCUCAGAGAAGACGCCAGCCACGGCCACCGCGGGUGGUGCCAUCCGUGGGUAGAACCAGUUGGCGUUCAGACCUACCGCGGCAUGCUCAAGCAGUCAGCUUUAGUGGUUCUGAAUGCUCGUUUCACAGUUCACACUACAACGAACAUGCUCCUGUCUCCUACCUGCACCAGUGCUUCUACGUGGACCAGAAACUGGGGGAAGGCUCUUUUGGAGUGGUGUACAAGGUGCGGUGCCUGGAUGACGGCCGGUGGUAUGCGGUUAAGGUAGCCAAUCGUGAGUUUCGGGGCCAGCGCGACCGUUGGCGGCAGCUGCAGGAGGUGGCCAAGCACGAGCUGCUGCCGCCACACCCGCACUGCGUGCGCUUCAUCAAAGCCUGGGAGGAGGACUACCGGUUGUACAUCCAGACGGAGCUGUGCGAGUGCAGCCUGGCUACCUACACCGAGAAGCACCACAACCUGUCCGAGCAGCUCGUCUGGGAGUUCCUUGUCGACCUACUGCUGGGUGUGAAACAUUUGCACGACCAUGACCUGGCCCACAUGGACAUCAAGCCGGAAAACAUCUUCAUCUCUAAGGAUGGCUACUACAAGCUAGGUGACUUUGGCCUCGUCCUCGACCUCAAGCGGGAUGACCCCUCAGACCCUCUGGACGGCGACCCUUGCUACCUUGCACCAGAGCUGAUGGAGGGCCACUUCACCAAGGCAGCCGACAUCUUCAGUCUAGGUAUCACGGUACUAGAGCUGGCCUGUGACCUGGAGCUGCCCAGUCGAGGUGACAACUGGCACGCUCUGCGAUCGGGAACCUUGCCUCAUUACCUUGCACAGCGUCUUUCACCGCAGCUGCACAGCGUGAUCCAGCAGAUGAUGCACCCCGAUCCACAGCAGCGCAUCACGGCUGACCAGCUGCUGGCCCUGCCAGACGUCCGCCAGGUCCGCCUUCGGCGAAAGCUUUACGUGGCACGAAGGAGAGCGGUUAGCUGGGUGCAAGACAUGUUGCUGCUGAUCUGGUUCUGGUUGCAGUCAUACCUUGUAGCCACCUGGAGGGUUCCACUCUCCUGCAUCAAGCCACUCUUUGCAUCCUCCCGUCCCCAGUGUUGCUGGCCGGACGUCAUACCUGGACAGCGACUGCUUUUCAGACGAUGAAACGUUCGGAGAGUCUCUGAAUCACGACCUCGGGGAGCACCAAGACUUUCUUGGGGUGAACUUGAGCAGCUUUGAACGCAGCUUCUGUGAUGGUGGCCACUUACUUGAAAGGUCAACACCUAAGCCGCUUCGGCAUAGGCAUGACCAGCGGUUGCACAGCACACCCACGGCCUUGUUCUCCCGGCGUUCGAGGUCCAACUCUACCCCUCCGCCAGUGCCGUUCAACCUGAGUAUGGACGAUGGAACAAUCGAGAACCCCUUCUCGG